AUGGGACAAGCACAGGACAAGUUUGUGGACGAGCAAAAUGAAGACGGUUCACAAGAUUCUCCUACAGUGGAAGACUCCGUGAUUACUGAAGCAACUUUUACCGUGGUUGCGUCGGAAUCUCAAGUUCACCAUGAUAUUAGUUUCUCACCGCCUUCUAUACAAAACACACAACUAAAAAGAACUAGUCCAAAUUCUGUGUUCGGUGAUAUAGAGCCCAAUGGCAUUCGAAGUGAAAAAGGAAAGUUUUUCCCUUCAGAUGUCAAUGGUCACAUUGAUUUGGCAGAGAAUGAUGAUAAUUUUACUAUUCACCUAACCAGCUCCACAAUAGAUUUUUCAAAUAAUUCACUCGCGAGUUCACUUGCGAAUUUAACAAUUCGGGAUUCAUCAUCAUUGGAUAGCAUGACAACAGCGUCUGUUGUGCAAGCGACAACAGUGAAGAACGCACAUAACAGCUUAUCUAGAACCAUUGAUGAAAAUUAUAAUCCGGCUGUAGAGGAAACAUCCGGUUCAAUUAAAAUAGCAGGCACAGCAGAAUCAACACGUAAAAGGACACCUAAAGACAUAAAAUCAACAUUGGCUGACGAAGCCGAGUAUACGAUACCACCAGCCAUUGCAGAGGAUGUUUUGCGAGAGAUGUUGGCAAAUAAGCCUAGUCAGGAUUUACUUGAAGAGUUGGAGCCACCAGCCGUGGUCACAAAUGGAAAAGGAGAAAAUUCUUCAUCAAAAUUUAAAGGCGAUUCGGUAAACCAUGAGAAAAAUGGUGAGUCCUCUGAACCGAGCAAAAGUAGUAACAAAAAGAACAAUUUGUUAAUCUUGUCUGGCAUGAUAGAUUCCCCUUUUCCAUCCAAAUUUACAUUUCCCAAUAUUGCGGAUAAAAAUUUCUUUCUACCGAAUUUUUCAAAUUCACCUGCUACCUCAUCGCUACCUUCAUUUUCCUUUGGAAAUCCAUCUGAAUUAUCGUUACAAAAUCCCUUUCAAAAUCCUCCCAUUUCUUCCAAUGCGCCCGCAAACAUAUCACAUCAAAAAGAACAACGGCGCGUAACACUUCAAUGGCAUCCACCAGUUCUACCGGUUCUUGACAAGUUUUCACCUCAACUUUCGUCAAAAACACCAUCCAUAUCGAUGCCAUCUAGUUCUAUAUGGCCUCCGUCGAUAAAUACCACAUCUCCAACCGAUACACACUUUUCAAAUUCUAACUUAUUGUUUCCACAGUUUACUGGAUCUUUUAAAUUUGACAUGAAUUCCAAGAAUGCAAUUUCUGGACCUCAAUCAUCUAGUAUGCCGCCACCAUUAGUCCAUCCUUCAACGCCACCAUUAAGUCCAUCGACAAAAAAAUCAACUGUAUCACCACCUGCGUCGUCAUCGAGGAAAGGAUUUCAUUCCAACGAACGUAAUGGUAGAACUACGACAUUGUAUGUGUCAGCAAAGCCACAGACCAAGAGUGUCGAUAGUAAUAAUAACGUAAACGGAAAUAUUCAAACAUCUUUGCUGGUUUCGUCGACACCUAAAAAAUUGCCAAUGAAGUUUGGUGACAUUAGUAACACUCUAACAUCAACAUCAUCAACGACAAAAGGAAUAACGAAUAGCAUUAAUAGUAAUAAUACUGCAAAUCCGUCCACAACAUUACAGACAUCACCACCAAGAGGAUUUGCUCACAAUGCGACGAAUACAUUUCCUUUUUUCAGGCCAAUUCGAAAAUUACCAUCACGGGCUAAAUCUCGUCUGUCACCCAAUGGAGUUCUCACGGAUGAUAAUAACAAUAGCAAUAAUAAUAUUAGCAAAAUUGAUACUAUCAGUAAUGUUGUGUUCAAUGGAAGGAAUGAGAUUAUAGUUACAGCGCCAACACAGCCUUUGCCCGUUAUACCGCCGUCUCCCUUAUUCUCAUUUGCAACUCCAACAAAUUCAGAAGAAGAAGAUUUUGACGCUGAGGAAGAAGAUGGUAGUAACGAUAACGGGCAUACUGACUGGUUGGAUAAUGCUAAUAAUAAAAAGAAAAGAAAGGCCUUGCAAACCGUGGGAGGUGGUUCAGUGAUGAAUAGUAGUGUUGGUGGUGUCAUGAAGACUUCAACAGCGAAAGAACGAGCAAAUCCACUUAGAAGA
This is a messenger RNA of Racocetra fulgida, 2100 nucleotides long. Lineage: Eukaryota; Fungi; Glomeromycota; Glomeromycetes; Diversisporales; Gigasporaceae. The record is from the annotation of a GenBank genome assembly.